AUGCGCUACACAAAAUGGGAUUCUGUUGAUCUGAAGAACCCACUUAAAGUCUCAAAACACAGGCUCACAUUAGUGCAGAGAUGGGAGGGAGAUGCAGAAUGAAAUUGGAUGAUUAAGAUUUUUUGAUGAGUGAGGUAAAGAUGCAGCUGGAUUUACUGCAGCCUGGCACUCUCCAGAUGUUUUGUACUUUUGCAACCCUCAUCAGCUUCAGGCAGCACAGCUGUGCUGGCUUGGGCUAAUGGGAGUUGUUGUCCAAAACAUUUGGAGGAUGCCUGGUCGAUGAAGGUUGUUUUAGUGAGGAAAGGGGGUGGGGGUACAGAAGUACAAGUCUUUCAAGGGAAAAGUAAAGGCAGAGAGAGGAGAGCAAACCUAUGAAGAUUUCAGGAAGGUUAAGAGUUAUACUAUGACCAAACAGAGAGUGAGGAAUGUGGAGGUAAAGUUCCUCUGCCAAUUUUUCUACCCUCAUUUCAUAGGAGCAGGUUUAAAAGUCUAAAUAAUACAACCACAAAGGCAGAACUUUGGUGCAGGCCUUCAAAGAGGAAGUGCUCAGAGACUGUUACCAUCACGCCCAAACUGGUACAGAAAGCAGAGCCAUCUCCUGUGGUAGAGAGCACACUGAAGGCGCUGGAGAACUUGAUGUUGGAUCCGAGGCUGGACUGCAUUCAGCAGAACAUGCUCAGUCCCAAGAUGAUCAUUGGCGACCCUUCUGUAGAACUAAACAUCCGAGAAAGCAGCAAGAUUAUAAGGAAGCAACUGGGAGGUGCUCCAAGCCUGCGGGCUGUUGGGAAAGCAAGUUUGAAAAGCAAGCCUUCGAGCAUCAAGGACAAGAUUUCGGAGUGGGAAGGCAAGAAGGAAGCUCUGUCUCCUGCCUUGGCGUGGAAGGAGGAAGAGCAAGGAGUUAAAGAGGAGCUCAGUUCGUUUUUGGGCGCGGUGGAGAAGAUGACCAGGGAAAAUGCAGCGGUGAGGGACGUGGACGCCAAGAGGCUUGUAAACUGGCAGCUGGAAUGCAAAGGCGCAAGCAAAGAGAACGAGAGGAGAAUCGGGGUGCUGAAAUGUGUUGGGGAGAGGAAAGCAGACAUGAAGCUGAAGGAAGAUGAACCCGCAUCCAACACUGGCAGGAGCACCGAGUUGAAGGAAGGGAAGAAAGAGGUCCAGAAGGAGAACGUGUCUGUCCUGAGUCAGGUCAAGAAGCUGGAGCAGGCCUUGAAGGGAGGAGCAUCGGCAGAGCUGCAGCCCCAGUUGCCAGGUACUUACUAUUCCCCGCACUGCCUGCAAGAGAAGGCGGACGAGGGGCAGAGUCCCUCUGAAGGCCAGGAAAGCCGGACGGAGCUCGGGAAACGGCUUCUCAGCUGGGACUCCGAAGCUGGUGAGCCUAUCUUUGGGACUCUGGAAGAGGUGAAAGUGUCCCGUGCAAAAUGCAAGCCCGGGAAUGAGGAAAAUGUCUACACAGAGCCAGGAUUGCUUGAUAAGAAGCCUUUUAUCAAUCCGCUGCCCAAGCCUCGGCGGACUUUCAAGCACGAGGGCGAGGAGGGAUGGAUUCCGCCAGUUAGGAAUAAGCGAAAUUUGCCCCCUCUGCCUUCUAUUCCACCUCCUCCCCUCCCUUCUUCACCCCCUCCUUCGGCCGUCAGCAGAAGACUGAGGAAUGGGAAGCAUAAGGCGAACACGGAUCACAGGUAUCAUUCCUACUUUUUGUUUUAAACUGCUGAAUAUGGAAUUCUUCAUAUAAGUCCUACAUCCAAUAUGUGUUGAUUCCUUUCAAACUGUUGGCCAGGUAUGUGUUUUCCUCAUUUGAUAAUGGUCAGCAUUUUGAUGUGGCUCAAUGCAGCCAAAAAGCUUGGGGUUCAAUUCCGAUCAGAAUUGGCUUGCUGCGUGCCAAGACUGAUUUUCUGCUAGAUUUCACUGUGUGCAAGAAAACCUACAUGGGGGAGAGAGGGGGAGGGAAAUAGAGCAUAAAUUGGAGAACCAGUUUAUAUGGUGAAUCGCUAGUUUGCUUUGAGGGAGAGUUUGGCAAGGGAUUGAGUGGCACACACUCUGCUUUUGUUUGUAAACUGAUGGAAAGAGAGGACUCAGUGCGUUUUUCCCUCUUUGAAGUUUCAUGCAUAUGAACUUCUCAAGCAGCGGUGGUUGAUCUGUGACCCUCCAGAUGUUCUUGGACUCCCAGCUUCCACCAGCCCCAAUAGUCAGCAACAAGAGGAGUUUCAUUCCAACAAGAUCUGGAGGGCAACAGGGUUAGUCCAAUGCCCCCAAACCCAAGGUGACUAUUUAGCCUGGCAUUGUGUAUCUUGACUGGCAGAGGCUGCCCAAGGAUUUAGGCCAGGUAUGGGAAACCUUUGCUCAUCUAGAGGUUGCUGAGCUGCAGCUGUGAUCUUCCCUGGCCCUUGGCCACACUUGCUGGGGCUGAUGGGAGUUGUAAUUCAGCAACAUCUAGGACCAAAAGAAUCCUACACCUGUCUUAGCAGAACUGUGCAGAGGCCUCUCUCUGCCUAUCUGAGAUCCAGCCUAUAUUUGAACUUAACCCCCUUGAGGCUGGAGAUGUGUUGCAUAACCCUUGCUUUUCUAGCUGCUCCCUCCUUGCUCCUACCACCUAAACCCCAGACCCCAGUGUAACUUGGAGACACAGAUCCUGCUGAAACCAGUUCAUUGGGGGAGGGGGUGAUUUCCAGUGUGGGACGGGGGAGGAAAGCAGUUGGCAAGGGAAGGGCUAUUUAUAGUGGGUAACUCAGUCAGUAGAGCCUGAGACUUAAUCUCAGGGCCCUGGAUUUGAGCCCCACAUUGGGCAUUGCAGGGGGUUGAACCAGAUGAUCCUCGUGGUCCUUUCAAAUUCUGUGAUUAUAUUCUAUUACCUAUUAUGUGCAACAAAAGGGCUAUAGUUAACAUGAUGGUCGAUGGUGCAAUCUGUAAUUUUGCCUUCAGCGCAGAAGGGUUGAGGGCCUCUAAACUAGGCCACUCCUAGAAGUAAGGAACCAUUUAACUCCAUGGCUCUCCAACAGUUAAGCAGGUUUUUGUAAAGAGAUGCAAGCUCCUCCCUGACCUUUCCUGAUCCAGUAUUGGCCUGCAUCACAGCUAAAGCACGGAGCAGACUCAAGUGCAUCAAAUUGACCUAUGUUCGUUUUAUGUUAGCUUGCCCAUCAACAUACAUGUCAUUUCACUAAAGUACCAAGAAGAUGGGUCCCUUCCCUGAGAAGUUAGCAGUCUAAAUACACCUAGGAGGCAACUGGGAAGAAAUGGAGGCAGAGUAAAUAGACAAACCAAGUGGAUGUAUUUCAUUGAGUAUGCAGACUAAUGUACCAAAGGCUUCAAGACACAUUUAGAUUUGGGGAAGUGACUUGAAGGAAUGGAAAGAGGUGGCAUCAUGCAGGUGUUCUGAGAGGCAGUUCCAAGUGCAUAGAAGAACAAGGGAGAAGGAGCAGAAUCUUUUGGGUGAACAAGAGAUCUUUGAGUGGUGGAGCUCAAGGAGGAAAGAUGUGCCAGGAUAUAAGAAUGGAGAGAUGUGGGGAUCAUGGGUGGCUCAUAACUAUCAACCCACCCUUCAUCCUAGGACAGGUUACAACAGUUAAAACACAAUGUUGAAAACAGUUUAUAACAAUUUAAGAUCACAGAAAUUAGAUCUACAGUAUCUGGGGGGCGGGGAACCUUUACAGUCAUGGUUUAACAUGAGACAAAUGUGUGAAGAUGCAGUUCCUACCCUGCUGACUAAACCUGUAAAUAGUAUUUCAUAUGUCAACUUAUUAAAAGCUGUGCUUCUCUCUCUACCCCACAAAUGCCACAGGAAGUCCUAUGAGUUUGAAGAUUUGUUGCAGUCCUCUUCCGAGAAUGGCCGGGUAGAUUGGUAUGCCCAGACCAAGCUGGCCCUAACGCGCACUUUAUCAGAGGAAAAUGUCUAUGAAGAUAUUUUAGGUAGGCAUUUGGGUAGCAGAGGCAGGUGAUGGCCAACUUUGAGUGAUGGGCAGCCUGAUAUUUAAGACCUAAGUAGUUAAAUCUCAGGGACGCGCAUGGCGCUGUGGGUAAAACCUCAGUGCCUAGUACUUGCCGAUCGUAUGGUCGGCAGUUCGAAUCCCCGCGGCGGGGUGAGCUCCCAUCUUUCGGUCCCAGCUCCUGCCCACCUAGCAGUUCGAAAGCACUCUUAAGUGUAAGUAGAUAAAUAGGUACCGCUUUAUAGCGGGAAGGUAAACGGCGUUUCCGUGUGCUGCGCUGGUGCUGGCUCGCCAGAGCAGCUUCGUCACGCUGGCCACGUGACCUGGAAGUGUCUGUGGACAGCGCUGGCUCCCGGCCUCUUAAGUGAGAUGAGCGCACAACCCUAGAGUCGGACACGACUGGCCCGUACGGGCAGGGGUACCUUUACCUUUUAGUUAAAUCUCAGUUCAUUUGAUCUCCUAACUUUAUGUUAAAGUCUAUUUUAGAGCAGCCAGAAUUUAGGGCAGUGUUCUGUUAGAAGUAGUUGUUGUGUGUGUAAUGAGUGGGGUGUGUGUGUUGGGGGGCGGGGGGACGAGACGGGGUUCCUGUUGAUGCUCAGAAUUGCCUUGCCAGCAGAAAUCAUGUACAUUACAAGAUUACAACACGGGCACUAUAUUUCGACUAGUAAUAGAAAAGUAGUAAGAGCAGAAGAAUAUAUACUGACAAUUAUAACAUUGCAUGUACAUAACAUAUCUAAAAGGGUAUAUGCACUCACACACACGGCAUAGAUUAUGUUGGAUGUUUAUGUUACUCCCCAGCUAAAAGAUGAUCCAAAAGUGAUACACUAGAUCUGAUGCUGUUGCGGAGUAGUUAAUGGGGUUUGAGUGAAUUGUUCAUGUUUGUCUUGCAUUUGAAGUACCGGCCACAAUCCAAGGCAGAGGAGUGGAGAUUAAUAGACUUAAGCACACUUGACUCUGUGUGUUGGAUUGUGGCCAUAGUAUAUUGAAGCACUGGACUUCAGUGCUUCCAGGUUGUUUGUACAGUUGCUCAACAUACAUAAAUUCAGCAGGUGAAGAUUUUCCAUGCAUAGAGUUUAAGCAAUGGCGGGGGAGAAGCUUCACAUACUUUGCAACAUGCUAAACCGUCCAACGAUAAAUCUUCCGGUUGCCCGUAGUGGGUGGGAAAAGACUAGCUGGACCUCGAUCUUAAAAGCGCUGAUCUGGUAAAGGCAGCACCCAAGUUCUCCUUGAGCUGCUGAAAGGCUCACAGUGUUGUGUGCUGAUUAUCUGCUGCCUCUGGCUUCCUAUUCCAGAUCCACCAGCAAAAGAGAACCCCUAUGAAGAUAUUGAGACAAAUAGCCGCUGCUUGGGGAAGAAAUGUGUCCUGAACUUCCAAGCGUCUCCUUCAUCUUCGGUCCCUGGCACACCCACAAAGGUAUCCUGGUUUAACCAGUGUGACUUGAAAACCCAGUGCCCCAAAGUUAUAUGUUUUGGCUGGCAUUGUGAAGGCAGAGUGGUGAGAAAAUGGAUGCCCUGCAGGGAACAAGAUUACCGAUUCACCCUCUGAUGUGGUUUCCUGUCUUGGAUUAACUCCCUGGUGUAGUUUACUUCAUGCCCAAUGAGUUCUGUGAUGUUAAGAGAGAGAGAAUUCCAUGUCUCUUGAAUCCUGAUGGGUUCUGGGAUGGUGCAUUCUGGAUUCCCUCUCACUGUGGGGUUUAAUUGGCAGCCCUUAGCAGCCCACAGCCAAAGGCAUGCAAGAACACUACAAGAUCAUAUAAGAGACUGUGUUAAUGUGGUUGGGAAGGAAUGGUGCUAGGAAAAUGGGACACAACACCCCUCCUUUUUUUAAACCUGUCGGCAUUUCUCUUUGGCUACAAGCUGCCUAGCAUCGAUCUGAGGUCUCUAGGCUUCUAAGCACUUUGUUACAAAGCUGUGGGUUGUUUGCUCCUUUUUUGCCCCUUUUGGUGGGUAUCAUCCUAUUUCUGCAUUCUAAUUCUAUUGCUGUCUCAAUUCUUACUCCUGUGACACUGCCAUCUUUAAUUUUUCUACCCUGCUUCACCAACAGCCUGGGGUUGUUAUUGGUGGUGGUUGUUUUCUUUCUCUUUUUUAACUAUUGGCAAAAUAUUGUUGUUGUUUAGUCGUUUAGUCGUGUCCGACUCUUCGUGACCCCAUGGACCAGAGCACGCCAGGCACUCCUGUCUUCCACUGCCUCCCGCAGUUUGGUCAAACUCAUGCUGGUAGCUUCGAGAACACUGUCCAACCAUCUCUUCCUCUGUCAUCCUCUUCUCCUUGUGCCCUCCAUCUUUCCCAACAUCAGGGUCUUUUCCAGGGAGUCUUCUCUUCUCAUGAGGUGGCCAAAGUACUGGAGCCUCAGCUUCAGGAUCUGUCCUUCCAGUGAGCACUCAGGGCUGAUUUCCUUAAGAAUGGAGAGAGUUUGAUCUUCUUGCAGUCCAUGGGACUUUCAAGAGUCUCCUCCAGCACCAUAAUUCAAAAGCAUCAAUUCUUCGGCGAUCAGCCUUCUUUAUGGUCCAGCUCUCACUUCCAUACAUCACUACUGGGAAAACAUCACUACUGGGGAAACAAUUGGCAAAAUAGUGGGCAUAAAAGAGGAGUGGGCAGAAGGUGAAUUGGGUUCUACUGGUAGAUACCAGGGUGUGACUUAUAGCAGAUAAGCGAGAAUUUCUGCAACCUCAUUGUUUAACCAUAGCAAUGACACAAAUUACCCCUUCCUUUAUCAUGCUGAAAUACCAAAAGGGAGGGUCAUCAUUUUUGUGUGGAAGGACUGUGAGCAAAGGUCACUUCUGGGACUCAGAGCAAAUUCCCGAGCUCAUAAUUUCAAAAUUUUAUGCGCCUGUCUUUUGCUCCUGGCUCUGGUUGGCGGAUCUCCGGCUUCUUAUAAAAACAAAAGCAGAAGUAGUUUUCACAAAGCUGAAGCCUGGCCGCCCUUGCCAUAAAGUAGUAAAGUGACCGACAGUAGAGCAAAAAUGUGGGAAACCUUCCAUUGGUACAGACAGCAUAAGGGCACUUGGGAGCUGCCCUUGAACUGUUAAGUAGCAAGAGAGUCAUGCUCUGCUGCAGCUGUGCUAUUGCACUGACUUUUCUGGGAGUCCAGGAAAUAUGGGCACACAGGACACACCUGGGUGGAGUGUCUUGGAGCACAUCGUAAUAAGUUGUUGUCAUCUAGGGAGCAAACUCUGUGUUGGGACGUGUCCUAAUUCCUACCUGUCCUGUGGGUGAUAUAUAGGAGUUGAACAGGGAAAUGCAGACCUUCCUAGCUGCAUGAGGAGAGGCAAUCUGUUUCUCUUUGAGAAUAAGCUGGCAAUCACAGUCUCUGGUUUUGUUAAGUCUGGAGAAGAGACUCUGUUGAGCUCACUGCCAGUUGCAGGCUUGGGGUGGGGGGUGAGCUGCUGAGGAAACUGACCAUGGCAUCUAGCUCAGUGUCAUUAACUCAAGGAGCUCCAGACCCCAGGCACAUGGAUCAGAUUUAGAAACUGGACCCUGGAUGAGUCAAAAUAGAGAGGUGCGGGUUGCCGGAUGCCUUGCAACAUAGUUUGAUGUUGUUAAAGUGUGCUAGGUGCUGCACAGAGUGCCGCGGACACGUACAGUCUUUUCCAAAGUGUUUUAACUGAAGGGGUGGGGGAUGGGAAUCCUCUUGUACUAAAGAUGAGGCUGAAGGCACAGCCAGGAGGGAGAAGUGGUGAGAAAUUGAGAGCCCAUCUCUGUUGCAAGCUUGUAAAAAGAGGCUUUGCAAUACUGGUACUAUUAAUUGUUACAUAUAUGGAUAUGCGGUUCAAAGGAGUGGGAAGAGAUGAUUCCAUACAAAAUGUUUUCAAAGACCUGCCUUUCUUUAGCCUGGAAAUGCCACCCAUUGGAUUGCAAAACAAUCUUGUUAUUGCAAAAAGGUAUUGCUAUUUCCCCAAAAUGUUGAAAAAGUAGUCUUUUGUUUGUUUGCUUUCAUUAACAAAGAAACCAAGUUAAGUACCCAUCGCAUUCAUUGAGGGUUUUUUCCGGUUUGGCUGUCAUCUUAUAAUAAUUCUUCCCCGCUGCUGUUCCCCAGAUUAAGAUGAGGCUUGCUGUUCCCUCGGGUUUUGGGGUUUUGAGAAUGGAAAGGAAUAAUUUCUGGAGCAGUUACCAGUACACAGAGAGCUUAUUUAUGCUCACACCAACCUUUCAACAGUUCCAAAGGUCGCUGAGUAAGUUUCAUGGCUAAGCCAGGAUUCCCAUUUGGGUUUCCCAUGUCGAAACCCAGGACUUGAACAUCAGAAGACCCACAAACAGGUGCCAGACCACUCUAUUAUUACUGGGUAGAAUCAAUCGCUAAAUGACAGGGUUAGGGAAUGUAGCAAUCCCUAAAUAUGCAACUUCAGGGCUGCUUAAACAUUUCUCUGAAGCAAUUGUUAAAUGGCCACAGCCUGACAGACUACUGGCCCGUGUUACUUUUGGUCCGAUGUGGUACAGUAGCUCUUUCAUUCUCCCAUACAAAUGACUUUGGUUGCUUGGUUUUGCUGGCUUUUUUUGUUGCUGCUGCUACAAGGCUUGCCAGCCUGCGUUGCACAAGCAAAAAGAGUUCUUUCUCCUAUGAGGACGAGGCUCCGCUGUGAGUUUGUCACAAUGCAGAAUCAGAGUCUCUUCUAUUAUCUUGCUGGGCCUUCCUGUGAAAAUCAAAAUAACUGCUGAAAUUUAUUAGGCCAGAGAUAAUCUGCCAAGAAGUAUUAUAACUAACGUUUCUGCUUUGCCCGCUUGGGGUGAGAGUUACUUUUGCCGUGGAGAAAUGCUGCAUCUCCGAUUAAAUGCUGCCGCCUGUUUUUCCCCUGUUCCUGUCUGGCCUCUGCAGCUGCUCUCCAAACCCAUCUUCUUUCGGCAGAAUUCGGAACGGCGGAGUUUCAAGCUAUUAGACAUACGGAAAUCAAACCGAGACGGGACAUGUUCUCCUUCCAGAAUCAGUCCCCCUUCCACCCCUAGUAGCCCUGACGAUACUUUCUUCUCCUUGGGUGAUACUCAAAAUGGCAAGAGGAGGAGAAAAAUUCCUAAGGUAACCUCCACAGAUAAUCUCUCUCUCUCUCGGUUGUUGUUUUUUUAGGGGAGGGGCAGGCAGAUAGUGAAGACUGAGAAUAAGCAUAUGGAUAUGAUGUCAUCAAUCUUAACAGCAUAUGCUGAAGGGCUUGGAAUUUUAAUUUCUGUUCACUCCGUAUGGGCCAGGCCAAAAACUUUAUGGAUCAUUGUGAGAUGAAGUAAAUUUAAGUUGACUGCUAUUGAAAUAACUACCUGUUGUGGAUGUAAAAUGGAUCACAUGUUCCCCCUCCCUGCUUUGGGUUGAGCCAGUCUUGUGAAAGGAUGUAUGACUGAUGUGCCUAAGCCAGAAGGUGGAGAACUGGUGGCUCUCCAGAUGUUGGUAGGCUCCAAUUCAUAUCAACUCCAGACAGCAAGGCCAAUGGUCAGGGAUGUUGGAAAUUCUUCUCAGGCAACAUCUGGAGAGCCACAAGUUCCCCAUACCAGACCUAAGGUAAGAAUCAAAGUUUGUGAUGUAUAAAGAAGGCCCUUGAUCCAUUACUUUAAGUCUAAAUUGGAAGAAAAUUACCUCCAAAGUAAUAGCACAUUCCAAAUUAGUUAUACAGGUUAAAUGUACAUUAAAUAAUAUGUGCAGGAAGGUAAAAUAUACAUGUUAAAUGCACCUGGUAAGCCUGCCUCCACCAAACCGGAGAGAGUCAGUUUCACAUCCCAAAUUUACAGAUUAAAGGUAUGUUACAAAUUAGCUGUGUGGAUUAAAUGUUUUUCUAAGAUUUGCUUAACUUGCGCACUACUUUUUUAAAAAAAAAUAAAAUAAAAAAUACAGAAUUGUGGAAGAUUUUCACCAAGAGAAAGAAUACUUGGAGCAGACGGCUAGAAAGGGCCAAAGGAAAAUAACUGUGAGGAAAGAAGCAGGAAGGAUUUUCAGUUAUCUUGACUUGUGGAUGGAGAAAACGCUGACUUUUCUUCUCUAUGUUAAGCAGCUGGUGUUAAAAAUCAAUGCCAUCUAUGAAGCGCGAAGAGGGAAGAAGCGAGUCAAGAGGUUGUCACAGUCCACAGAGAGCAGCUCAGGAAGAGGUAAAGAGGAAGUUUGUAGGGAAGGGACAGAGAGGCUUUGGGGUGUUUGUUUGAACUGUGUUUGGGGGUUCAUUGUGGUUUUGUUCUUGUUUCUCACCCCCCCACCCCCCACUGCCUGCAUUAUUUCUAAUAUUAAAUAGCUGAAAGGGCUGGGCAAAUCUGUCUUAUUUCUCAAGGUGCAUUAAUGCACUGAGCCUGCCAGCUCUGUAUCUGUGGGCAGGGGCAGCCUGCACAUAAGUACCCAUGCGCAUUGGGGAUAAGCAAAGCUUGUGAGUGCUAAAGGCAUUGGCGUGUGUUCAAAUGAAUGCAAGUGGAAGCUCCCUGUGGAUCUUCUCCACUCAUCACUGGGAUGGUCGGGAACUAAUAAGGGGUGUGAUGCAUGUGAGGAUGUUGGGGUCAGGGCUUGUGGGAGUGUCCCAGCCCCCCCCCCCCACUUUGAGUGUAUGCCUGUUCUGGCAAACACUCAAACACACCUUCAGUUUCUCAGUUUUCUAAUUGUAACUUUAGGUCUGCACUUUUCUGCAUCAGUUUUUGAUUUAUUUGUUUUAAGGAAGUCCUUCUCAUUAUAUACAUUUUUGUGUGCAGUUACUGCCUAGCAUACACCUUUUUUUGCAAGCCAUUUCUCCCAAUGUGCUUUUCUGUAUGUUAUUUUCACUUCUAUGUGCAUCUUUAUGCACACUUUAAUAUUACACAGUUUUGUACAAAUUUUUUGGUUGGAGGGAGGGCUGCACCACAAAAUUCAGGGAAAUGAAUGACUUGAAGGACAUUUGUAUUUUGAUUUAGGAGGCAGUUACUAUUUUUGUUUGUAAAGUGUAGAAGAUCUUUAUUCUCUUCCUCUCUAUUUUCUGCUAGUUACAGAUGAGAAUAGCGAAUCGGACAGCGACACUGAAGAGAAGCUUAAAGGUAAGAAAACAGGAGUGUGAGCAAAAGGGAGAGAGAUUUUUGCAAUGGAAGUUAGGGUUUGAGGAAUGAUUUACACCCAAGACUCUUUCUUUCCCUAAGGCACCAAGAUUUCUUUUUGUGCUUGCAUAGACAUUCAGAUACGAUAAAAAUGAACAUGCAAUUUACCUAGCUUUCUGAGAGUUACACAGCCAGUGCUGCUCUCCAGAAUCACAGUUUGCAGAGAAGCUCAUUAUCUUUGUAACUCAUGUGUAGUGCAUCCCUGUGCAGGUCUACUGAGAAAUAAGUCUUAGAAUGUUCCCUGGGUUCUACUCCCUCCUGAGUGCAUGCAUUCAGGUUUACAACCUUGAUAAGGUGGAAAUAAGGUUCUACCUUAAUAUUUUGGAUUUGGACUUAAUUGUCUUUUCUGUGUGCACGCACACAUAUAAUGAAGUGGGAGAGGGGCUGCCAAAGGAUCGGAGCGUGGGAAAAUCACAUUUGGGUGGGGGUGUUUAAUAUGCCUGUUUUAUUUAAUAAUUUUUAGACUUAAUGGGUUGGGUCAAGCUAAGCGACUUGCAUGUAGGGCCCACUGAAAUCAAUGUGAAAAGUAAGUUGUAAUUAAGGCCCAUUGAUUGCAAUAUUAACAACUAACUGCAAUGAACAUAGUUUGAAUCCAACCAAUUUUUUUUUUAAUUAAUGGUACCAUUAAACCAACACAGAAAAUAUUUCUAGCCUUUUAUAUUUUUCUUUUCAGAAAAUGAUCUUGAAUUAUGCAGUUAAAUAUAUACAUGCUCAACUCCUGACAUGCUUUGACUCGUCCGACUGUAUGUCACUUUGCUCUCUCUCUUUCUCUCUCCCCCUCUCCCGUUGUACGACAAAGUUCAAUGUACAAUGACUUCUAAUAUUACAUUUCAUCUUUGCCCACCAUAUAAUGUCGCUUUACAGUUCUGUGGCAUAGUUUGGACAUUUUUGUGUCCUCAUCAUGGCAUGAAGUAAUACCAAACCCUUUAGAUGAUGGAGAAUACAUUGAGAAAAGGGGUGGAGGGGACUGCAAAGCAUUAUGGGAAUACUAAGUAUGCAAAACAGUGACACACACCUGACUUCCUUUGCCUGUCUUUGUAUAGCUCACAGCCAGCGCCUGGUUCAUGUGAAGUCUCGCCUGAAACAAGCCCCCAGAUACCAAACCUUGGAGCGGGAUCUCAUCGAGUACCAAGAAAGGCAACUCUUUGAGUACUUCGUAGUGGUCUCGUUGCACAAGAAGCAGGCUUGUGCCCCGUAUGUCCCUGAAGUCACCCAGCAGUUUCCAUUAAAGGUGGGCCGUGUGAGUGAAGGUGCUCUUGCAGACUUUGGCCACCUCAAGUUGGUAGCUGGACAGAGAAACCACAAGGAUUUUCUUUUUCCUGGGGUGGGAAGUACUUGCUUCAGAGAUACGGUUGGAAAUAUCCAAAGAGGGGAUGAUCCAAUAGAGCCACACAUACUUCGCAUGUAAGGGGUCCUUGCAGUGCCAGAUUUACGUAUAAGCUAAACAAGCUAUACAGUAGCUUAGGGCCCCACUCUCUUGGGGCCCCCAAAAACAUUUAAAGGAAAAAAAGUGGAUGUACAUUUCCAAAAUAUAAGAUAAGUUCAACAAUUACUUUGAUAAAAUACAUAUUUUGUUAUGUGCAAAUGGCUUUAGAUACUUAUUAGGUCCAUAAAUUACCAUCUAGCAUAUAUGCAACACAAAAAAACAGUGGCAAUUUGUUGUUGACAAAGGACAGCUGGACAUAUAAAGGGCCCCACUGCCUUCAGUACUUAGGGCCCCAUCAAACCUAAAUCUGGCCCUGGGUCCUUGUUUCAAUCCUUUGUCUCCAGUUAAAGAGAACAAGGUAGCAGGUGAUGGGAAAGUCCUCUGACUGAGGCCUUUAGAAAGCUGGUACUUCUUAGAGAAAACGGCACUGGACACAGAGGACCAACAGUCUUUACCUGGUGUAAGGCAGGUCCCUCUGUUCUUAGAUCACCAAGCACCCUAACUGUGAAGGUAUGGCUUUUAAAAUGUUAGCAUUACCUCUGAUGGUGUGGUAGGGAUGGCACCAAGGAACUUGAUGCAUUUUGAAGCUGACUGCAUGGAAGACUCCAUAAGCUUUGGUUGGCAGCUGGAGGGGAAAAUACACAAAGGUCAGGUAAACUGGAUAAGCAGCUGUCCAGGCAGAAGCUCAGUCUCUGCCAUCACCUCUUUGUUUCAUCUCAGAGCUGGGUAGAGAGGACAGUUGUUCAAGCUGUUUCACUCUCUUCUUCACUAAUCUGAAACUAAUCUCUCUUCUUUUUCCACUAGCUUGAACGUUCCUUCAAAUUCAUGAGGGAAGCAGAGGACCAACUAAAAGCCAUCCCUCAGUUUUGCUUCCCUGACGCUAAAGACUGGACACCCGUCUGCCAGUUUAGCAGGCAAGUUGCAUCAUAGAUUCUUUUUCUUUCCUCUCUCUCUCUCCCACUAAUAGCACCUUCCCAUCAUCCAAAAUAGUGCUGCCCAGUGCGGAACAGUGAGGCUCAAACAGAAGAAACCAGCUGGAGAAGCAAGGUCACUUUAUGUAAGGCCAAGGAGAGAAAACCAAAACAAUUGUCUUGCCCCAGAUUCAGGUUAGAAGACCACCUAAUCUAGCACAACCAAGUGGCCAACCUUUAGGAAGCUUGCAGGUGGGCGUGGUAGAGAUGGCCAACCUGGAACCUUUAUCCCCUGAGUUGUGUAGUGGUUGGAGCAGGGAUGGGGAACUUGUGGCCCUCUAGAAGUUGCCACCAGACUACGACUCCCAUCAUCCCUUGCUAUUGGCCAUGCUGGCUGGGGGUUGAUGGGAGGUGGAGACCAAUAACCUCUGCAUGGCCAUGAGUUCCCCAUCUCAGGGUGACAGUUUCAGGCUUGGAGAUGCAGGCUAAUAUCCUCCACUCAUCCAUGAUGAUUGCUGGGUGUCUAUGAGCCGGUCUCGAUCUUUCAGCCUCACCUACUUCAUAGGGUUGUUGUGAAGAUAAGCUGGGUCCUGUUUAUGUUGACCUAACCGACUUGUAAGAAAGACAAGAUAUCCCAGUACACUCCCUCUACCAACUUAGCAUUCAAACAUAGAGCUCCCUUCUAGCAAUCUGAAGGGCAGUUUCAGAAAGCAUGGCUAAGAAUGAUGGGAGUUGUAGUUUGGCAACAUCUGGAGGGCCAAAGGUUUCCCAACUCUCCUACUAAAGUAUGUGUAAAAGAAAGCCUUGUCAAGGCAGAAGUCAUUUUUAUCAUCUAUUUAUCUCUGUCCUUUCAGUGAGACUUUCUCAUUUGUCUUGACUAGUGAAGAUGGCAGUCGAAGGUUUGGAUACUGCAGAAGGCUACUGGUAACUAUCUUUAAGAAUAAUAAAAAGAAAAUCCUUCUAAAAACAGCAUGGUAUCAAAAAAGGUAGCAACCCUUCUGUGCUGUCAACACUCACCUCUUUUCCAAAGUGAAAAAGGUAACUGAACAAAUCUGCCCGCAGAAUGGCUGUGUUUAGAUGUAAAAAUAGGCCAAACUUUAUUUUGAGGGGGACAAGCCCCACCUUCCCUCAGGCUAACGCUAGGGACACAGGUGGCGCUGUGGUCUAAACCACUGAGCCCCUUGGGCUUGCCGAUUAGAAGGUUGGAGGUUUGAAUCUCCGCAACGGGCUGAGCUCCCGUUGCUCUGUCCUAGCUUCUGCCAACCUAGCAGUUUGAAAACACACCAGUGUGAGUAGAUAAAUAGGUACCACUACGGCAGGAAGGUAAACGGUGUUUCCGUGCGCUCUGGUUUUUGUCAUGGUGUCCCGUUGCGCCAGAAGCCAUUUAGUCAUGCUGGCCACACGCCAGCUCCCUCGGACUGAAGUGAGAUGAGUGCUGCACCCCAUAGUCGCCUUUGACUGGACUUAACUGGCCAGGGGUCCUUUACCUUUUUACUUUAUCCCCCCCCCGCCCUCUCCUUUUCUGGUGCAGCAAGGAGGAGUUGGGAAGCUCUUGUUUCUACUUUUGGUUAGCCACAGCUCAUCGUGGCAUCCAAGCCCAAACAAACUUGGCAGUGUUUAGUUUGAAACAAGCCAGUGUUACUUCACUGACUGCAUUUUCAAAGACUCUCAAAAGAAAUCCUUCUGGAUCACACAGAAGUUUACACCCAGUAACAUCCUUUAUUAAAAUUACCAUAGUUUUAAAAAAACUUUCUGUAAGUUUACACUACCGCCAAAUGUACCUGGAAUCUGCCUCCUUUUUAAUCUAAAAUGAAAUUGAUCUGCUACAUAUUUUAGGGUGUAAUCCUUUUUGAGAAAACAGAAACCAUUUUUCCAGAUUUAUCAGUGGUGCAUGGAAUAUGUAAUUUUUCUUUCUUUCUUGGAAUCAGCUUCCAAGGUUCAAUCCUCACCUCAACCUCUGCCCAAUGGCUUUAAUGGAGCAGCAGGGCAACACUCGCACCCAUGCCCCUGCCAUGCACACCAGCCAGAUUAGAAGGCAAGAGGAGGAAGCAGAUUGCUGUACCAGCCUUCAGUUGUUGCUGCUGCUGCUGCUGCAAUCCAGCCCGACACAAUCAUAUCACAGCUUCUCCCCACCCCCAGAGCUGCUGUGAAACCUGAUGCAAAAAGAGUUUGAAUUGCACCCUAAUUUUGGAUUAUUGGGGGGGGGGAGGUGAGCAAAGCCAUCAGAUUCCUUGAACCGAUUAAACACAGGGUCCUGUUCAUUGUUAGUCAUACUCUUGAGUACAGCCAUUGGCACUAAUAGACAUGACUAAUUUAGGUCCAUUAAAUUCAGUGAGUCAGCUCUUGAGAAGAACUUGGUUGGAUACAACCCAUUGUAAUUGUUCCGUCCUAGGUUAAGCUAGACACACUGUGUUCCAGCCAAGUAUCAAAACCACCAAUUGCUCCUGCUGCUUGAUACUGUGCUAUAAAUCUAGUGUUGGUGAUGAUAAGGAAAUGUCCAGAACAAACUGUUCAUAUGUUUAUCUCACACUUUUAUUAUUGUUAUUAUUAUAGCUUUCAGUAUUUCACCACAGUACCACAGUUUCCUUUUUGCAACCAGACCCAAGUAACCACAUAUCUUUAAGAUGCUAUGAACUCUCAGUAUUGAGUAUCAUUUAGUUGGAGAAGUAAUGAGAUUUCUAGAAAACGUGAAUAAUGUUUUUUUCAUACUUUCAAGCUUUCGGAAGGGGAAUUAGUUUGGGGGAAGCUGACUUCUGUGCUGAACACCGCCUUGUUUCUCCUUGUUAACUACUGUGCAUCUGUGUGGGUGUUGUUUUUUUUCUGUCUCUCUUGAAAGCCCAGUGGGAAAGGGAAGCGACUUCCUGAAGUUUACUGCAUUGUGAGCCGUCUUGGAUGUUUCAACCUCUUUUCUAAGGUAGAUUGAGAAGGAGAUGGACGAUGUGGGCUAUACAUAAAGGGGGCACUGGAUGAAGAUGAUGGUUUAUGCUUGUGGGACAUCAUUUAGAGCAGGGUGGAGAAUAGAGACUUGCCCUCACCUGUGUUCUGAUUCCAUGAGGACGUUUAUCUAGAUUAUCUCUCUCGAUAGCCCAGUGGUCCUGGACUUCAAUUCGCAAAGAAACAAGUACAGUGGUACCUUGGUUCUCAAACUUAAUCCAUUCCGGAAGUCUGUUCCAAAACCAAAGCGUUACAAAACCAAGGCAUUACUUUCCCAUAGAAAGUAAUGCAAAAUGGAUUAAUCCGUUCCAGACUUUUAAAAACAACCCCUAAAAUAAAUAGCAAACACAGACAGACCUCAGUGUUGCACUCGGAAAGGAAGUGUGGCACUCAAAUCCGAAGUGUAACACUUCGGCUUCCGAAAAAAGUUUACAAACUGGAACACUUACUUCCAGGUUUGCAGUGUUUGGGUUCCAAGUUGUUCGACAACUAAGCCAUUCGAGAACCAAGGUGCCACUGUAUGUCUGUUAAGUCUUAUGUGGAUAACCUUGCUGUAGUUAUUAGCAGGUAUGAAGUUAGGACUUUUUCCAAAGUUCUUAAGAUCCACCAGCUUUUUUGUGGUUUAAUUCUUAAGUAUAUCUAAGAAACAGCUCUUGAAAUAUGUUAUGAAUCCUCUCCCCUCUAUUCCUCUUUAAAAAAACAAACAAAAACCAAACAAGAAAUCAUUGGAUUAGAAUCUCCCAAAGUUAGAUUUUUUUAAAAGAAAGAAUGUCUUGUUGGAUCCUAAAGAGAGAGGAAAAACUGGAAGAGAAGUGAGAACUCAGUAAGAGGAGAGGACAAACUUAUGAAACGGACAUGUCUUUUGUAGAAGAUGUUAUACUUACCAGCUUUUCUGCCUUUUUAGAUCUUGGAUGAGGUUGAGAAAAGGCGUGGGAUUUCCCCUGCUUUGGUACAGCCCCUUAUGAGAAGCGUCAUGGAGGCUCCUUUUCCAGCUCUGGGCCGAACCAUCAGCAUCAAGAACUUCCUACCUGGCUCCGGGACAGAAGUAAGCUCAAAACCAGAGUGAGACAGCAAGUAGAGUGGUAGUUCAAAGAGAAGUCAAUGUUAACAGGCAGAGAUGGCUCCUUAAGUACCUCGGGUGAGAUUUUAGGCACCAGACUUUUGCCAUCAUAGGAAGCUGCCUUUAUACCAGGCCAGACCAUUGGUCCACCAAAGCUCAGUAUGGUUUGCACUGAUUGGCAGCAGACCUCCAGUGUUUCAGAGAGAGGACCUGGAGAUGUUGGGGGUUGAACCUGGGACUAUUUAUGCACAAAACAGACUCUGCAUUAGCUGCAUUCUUUAUCCUUUUCAGGUAAUAGAGCUGCGCCGACCACUUGACUCGAGGCUCGAGCAUGUUGACUUUGAGUCCCUGUUCUCCUCGCUCAGCAUCCGGCACUUAAGCAGAGUCUUUGCUUCCCUGCUGCUAGAGAGGAGGGUGAUAUUUAUAGCAGACAAACUCAGGUAACAGGCUUUUGCUGCUUUUUUUCUGUGCCUAGAAAAUUUACUAUCUGUUCUGCUUGGGUUCUCCCUUUCUGAUGCCCAUUCAUUCAUUCUCACAUCUCCGUUCUUGAACCCAGUAUUCCAAUGUGGCCUAGAUAUCAAGAGUGCCAGCUUACUCCCAUCUUUCCGGACAUAAGAGGGAGAAACGAAGCUGCAAAACAAUACCUCUGCAGCUCAGAUUUCCGGAGUGCAUAUUUCCUUUCCGUCGGCUCCAACUCAAGCUGGGUCCACAUGCUGACUCCUCUCCACUACCAGCCACUGCUUCCUUAUUUCAGGCGGCCUUUCUGUACAAGCAGAUAUUUCCACACCACCUCCACUAAGUGUGCUCAUUGCAGGAGUAGGAAACCUCAGGAUUGGGGACCAGCUGGGGCCCUCUCCCUCCAGGCUCCACCUUUUAUCAGCCUUUACCCCGCGCCUUUCUUUGAGUGCCUUUGCUUGUCAGGAAUGUGUCCUUGAACUGUGAUGCUGCCAAUCACUUGCCUGGUGUUAUGGGCUGGUUGGAUGCGGAGGAGUGGUGGGAGGAACCGGCUGGGGAUCCACCCGGAGAAGGCGGCUCAGAGGCAGGGGAGUGGUGGUAGGACAACAGUGAGUGGUCAGAAGGAGAAGACUGGGAAGAGGAGGAGUUGGAAGCUGGAGGGGCAGUGAGCUGGGAGUCUGUAGCAGAGAGAAGUCCAGAGGCUGAAGCUGAAGCAGGAGGGAGGCCAAGAGGCAGAGAUGAGUCAGGCUGGGGAAGAGUCACAGGUGUCUCCCCCUCCUGCUGCAACAAGCUCCCCUCCCCCCUGGUCUCCCAGAACCAGAAGAGGCAUGAAAAGGAAGGAGGAGAGGUGACGCAUGGAUGCAGUCUCCGAUUUCUCGGGGAAACCCCUGGAGAGGAGAAGGACUUAGGCAGCUGUGGGGAGACGGAGACCUUCAGCCUCGGCAACUGCUUCUCAGAGGCAAGACGUACUGGGGAUGAGUUGUUGUGUUCAUGAUUCUCAGCCACGUCUGUGCAGAUACUGUCUUUGCUAAUCACCUCAAGUGGCCAGGCAAAAACGUUCCUCUUUAACCAGGCCUUUGGUUGACUGACAUUCAAUGCCCUUUUAAAAUGGGUGUGUGUGGAGGGGGUUAUUGGGUUGUUCUUGCUUUUAUUUUGAUUAUGUAUUUUGUGAUUUUAUAUUGUGGUUUUAUCCUGUGAACUGCCCUGAGACCUGCAGGUAUAGGGCGGUAUACAGUGGUACCUCAGGUUAAGAACUUAAUUUGUUCUGGAGGCCUGUUCUUAACUUGAAACUGUUCUUAACCUGAGGUACCACUUUAACUAAUGGGGCCUCCCGCCACCACCGCGCCUCCAGAGCACAAUUUCUGUUCUCAUCCUGAAGCAAAGUACUUAACCUGAGGUACUAUUUCUGGGUUAGCGGAGUCUGUAACCUGAAGCAUCUGUAACCCGAGGUACCACUGUACAAUUGUUGUUGUUGUUGUUGUUGUUAAUAAAUGGCACGGUGUCAUUUACUGCUGGCUCGCUCCGAGAGAGAGAUGUGUGUAGGAACCUGUGGCUUCUUGCGUGGCUGGAAUGUACCCUACCUUAGAAAGGUUAGGCAUUAUAGCUGUUGCUCCUCCCACUUUAACCUCAGGUCCCGCCCACCACAGAUGUCCUCUCCAUCCACCCCCACCCCCACCCCAGUCGGUUGCCUAUGAGGUAAUGGAGACCUUAGGCAGAAAAAGGUUUCCACCCCCGACUUACUGGUUUCUAGUCCAUUUCAGGGACUAUCUCAGGGAUUUUGCUUUUCUGGUUGUUCAGAGGACAAUACGUUGCAUAAAUAUAAUUUUUUUUUUAAUUGUCGGGAAGCCUUUCAGUUCACCCACAGCUGUGCAUAACCUGCAUGGGUGUGGGGGGCAUCUUGGCCGAGCUUUCUAUGGAUGGGUGUGGAGCAAGAUUGCUUUCCCCUUGCAGGCAGACACAUCCCCAACCCUUAUUUAUCACUGAAAUGUUAUCUUAGUGGUGUCUGUACUGCAUCAUGGUUGAGAGAUAAUUGAGAUUACACUGUCAGUGGUUAUGUGUGAAGUCUUAUAUGGCUUUAACAAAAAUUAAAUGUGUGGGGUUUUUUUAAAGUAUUAAGACAGAUUUGAGGAGAAUAGGAAUGUCAGCAGCUAUUCAACAUAACAACUAACAGAAAAUUUCAUAUUUUAAAAGUCUCCAGUGUUGUAACACCCCUAAGUACCAGAACCUGGGGAUGUGUAGCAUCUGAUAUCACGCCUUUCACGCCCUAUUUGUGAGCUUUUCAAAGCUAGCCACUACUUGAGAAGAUUCGCUGAAUUUGAUGGACCUUGGUCUAAUGUGGCAAUCCAAUUCUUAGCAUUCUUACCACUAGCUUAGGUGGCUGUUAGUUUAUUGUCCGCAAGCGAUCCAAGCAAAACUUUUUCCGCCCACACUUAACAGGGGGGAGAAAGGGGAGGCAGAUUUCUUUAAGAUUUUCUUCAGCUGGUGCUUGGCACAUGGCCAUUUCUUAAACACUUGAGGAUGGAGGGAGUUGAGUUCUCUCUUCAAGCCAGCAAGGCAAAACUUAACAGAUGAGUAAUGACGCUUAUAAGCUCAAGAUCAGCUUUCAACAGCCUGUCUGUUUUCACAAUUCCCAGAAAGUCCUGCUGCAUCCAUGGGGCUGAGAGAAGGAAGGGAAAAGCUGUAGAGGUCUCUGCCAUAAGGGGAGCCAAAAAUUCACUCAUCCGUCAGGUUUGGGUGGGUUGUUUUUAAGGUGGACAAGAACAACAUUCAGGCAAGCUAUGGGAAAAUACAGCAGAGAAUGACAGAGUACAUCUGCAUGCAAUAUGACCUGGAAUCCUGAGAAUCUUUGCUUUGAACAUUAGGGGAGAGGUUCCUAGUCCUCAUGGAUACCAGCAAAAAGCUUGCUUUUUUAUGUGGAAAAAAAUGUUAGAAGCUCAGAUGUUCUGAAUGAGAAUUUGUCUCUAUGGCCCAGCCACGUUACUGCCCCCUUCUGCUUCUUUCUUCUUGCCUGCCUGCUGUCCAUCUCACACCAUCAAAUGUUUGCAAAAAUGUGAAUGUAUGACUUUUUGAAGUGGUUUUUUCGGUCUUGAACUACAUGGAUACAAUCCAGCACAAAACACAAUGGGAUGGUGGACUUGGUGGGGAAGGGUCAUGCUUAACUGUAGACAGGAUAGUGCCUUAUAUUUGUUUCCCAAAAUGGGAUGAUUAUUUUUGCAUCCAAGAAAAUAUCCCACCUCCUCUCUACGUAAAUUAAAUUUCACAAACUUGGGGACAUGAAUUUGACUUUAAGGUAUGUAUUAGCCAUCCUUCAGGCACAGCUUUUGGAACAUCUUUCAGAAGGAUUGAAAAACAUUUACAAUACAUAAAGAGUAAAUUAAAUUAUAUAUUACAUGGGUAAACAAUAUUAACACAAGGAUCAGAAUAGUAAAAAAAAAUAUGCAAGCAUUAAACAAAAUAAGUAGUAAAACUAAUAGAUCUCCUAAGCCCAUGGCUGGAAAAAAAGAUUUUCACCUGGUUGGAGCCAAAAAGGAAGCCAGGACAUUGGCCUCUGAACCUGCCUGGGCAAUGAAUCUAAAUGCAGGGUGCCACCACUGAGAAGGCCCUGUUGUGCUCACCACCUACCUGCCUUACUUCCAGAGGCAGGAAGGCUUGAAUAAAGUCCUCAGACUAGGAAUUUAAUGACUAGGCAACUUUCUGAGAGAUGACGGCCAAGAUAGCGAAGACUUUAAAAAGUUGAAAUCGGCACUUUCAGUUAUGCUCAGAAAUUCACCAGAAACCAUCAAGAGGUUAUCCAUGUACUCAAUUUACUGUUGUAUCAUUGAAGUACCUGACCCUCAGUCUAAUUCCAUGCAGGUGCGGAGAGUUUGGAGGAAGAGAAGUUGAGCAAGCUGGCAGCAGGGGUGUGGGGCAUAGAAAUGAAAACAAUAUAAAACAGAGUGAUGGAAGGAGGGGCAGAAAAAAACACCAAUGCAGAUCAUUGAAGUGGUGGACAUCAGAAUUAGUGUGGUCUAGUAGGAAAGUGUCAUCAGAGUCACCACUUUCUACAGCCAGAAGUACAAUCUCAUCAGAAAUUUGUUUGCUCCCAUGAGGAGAACAUCAUAUCCUUUUCAGCCCUGCUGUUUUUCUACCAAUGUAAUGUAUGUUUGUUCUGGAGUCAGGCUUGUAAGGUGUGAAAUGAUUCUUGAUCAUCCAAGGACCUUCUUCAAAUAUGCCCCACCAUCUCAGGUGUGGCGAUAGUGGUUAUUGGAGUCAUUACGUACUUAGUGGUGGGACUCCAGCUUUGAAAUGCUCUUCCCAGAGUGGAGGGGAUGGACAGUCUUGUGGCUUGUUGUUGUUGUUACAAUAUUUUUAUUAUUAUUUGUAACACACACACCCCUCAUCUGACUGGGUUGCCCUAGCCACUCUGGACGGCUUCCAACAAAUAUAAAAGCAUAAUAAAACAUCAUACAUUAAAAACGUCCCUAUCCAGGGCUGCCUUCAGGUGUCUUCCAAAGAUGCCUUAAAGGCUAACAUCUUUAUUAUGGCAUAAGCUUCCACUGACUGCAGCCCACUUAAUCUCAGUCGCUAGAAAGGUUUGACUGAUUUCUGGCACCAGCCAAAAUCAAUGCCCCCCCCCAAUUAACUUUUUUUUAAAGAUGAUCUAUUUUAUUCUGCCGUGUAUAUUAAUUUUUGUUUUUAUAGAUUUGCUGCAUUCAGCUUAUUUUUAUGUACUUGUUUUAUUGUGUUUAAAACUGUAUAGUUUAUUGAGGGCCCUGAUAAUUUGAUAGAAGGAUGGCACAUAAGUAACAAAUUCGCAGAUAAUGAUGAUUUGGGAAAGAGGGGGUUGUUUUACAUUUCUGAAGAAAGAAAUUUAAGAUCUCUGUGCAGCAAGUUUCUUGUUUUACUUUUCUCUCUGUCUCUCUCUUUAAGCUAAGGCAGCUGCUUGAAGUUGCUCAGAGGUUUGGAAUGCUAGAUGUAAUUCAGCAGAGGUUAUUUAAUGAGCCUGUGCAGGUGAAGAAAGGCAUAUGAUAGAUCGUAUUUAUCACGCUCCUCCACAGUUGAUGCCCUCAGUGCGUGAAUCAUUUGUGUAUCUGCACAUAUCUCGUGUGUGGACAAUGCAAAGGGGGGUGUGCGCUUGUGUGAUUUGUUACAUCUCUCCACUGCUGCAAAAAUUGGCUGUCUGAGGGCCUCCUGCCAAACGCUGUUUUUCUUUCCCCCUUUUCUAUCCUUUUCUGUAAAGAUCUGUCACUCCAGAAACCUUGCCAGCAGAAAAGGAAAGAAAGUCUUGAUCCUUUGCCCCUCCCCCUCUCCCUUACCAUAGUAACUAUAGUAAACAUCCCUUUUCAACUCGGGAAAAUAACUUAAUUUUUAAAAAAAGCCAAUCCAGUCUAUUAAAUUAAUCUUUCUGUUAGAUUUACAAAUGAUGCACAAGCUCUGAGCAUGGAAAGAUUCCAAUAAUUUGUGACUGAAAUAAAUUGUGGAGGCCAAGGUAGUUCUUUUCCCCCCCCUUCUCUUUGGCUGCUACCCUAUAUCCACUUCCCUAGAAGUAAGCCCCACUGAAUUCAGUGGGACUUCCUUCUUAGAAGACACGAAUAGGAUGGUGCAGAUCACACAGCCAACAGGGGGGGACCCUAAUGGUCAUCUAGUCCAACCCCCUGCAAUGCAGGAAUCUCAGCUUAUGCAUCCAGGAGAGAUGGCUGUCCAACCUCUGCUUGAAAACCUCCAAGGAAGGAGGAUAAUAAUCAAAUAAUCAGUAAAGGCGUCAGAGUGGCAAGCGGGAUGAUGUCCUCAGUGAAUCUUACUUUGGGGCUGAAAGAAAAAGCCAAGUGAACCUGUUUGGUUUUAUUUAAAAAAUUGUGUCCCGUUUCAGUGGUCAGCUCAGCUAACAUCUUUGCAAAAUACAGGGGAUUAUAAAAGUACAGUCGUACCUUGGAUCCUGAGCAGCUUGCAAGUUGAAGGUUUUGGCUCCUGAACACCGCAAACCCGGAAGUGACUGUUUCAGUUUGCAAACAUUCUUUGGAACCCAAACAUCCGACAUGGGUUCCACAGGUUCUGAUUGGCUGCAGGAGCUUCCUGCAGCCAAUUGGAAGCGGCACCUUGGUUUCUGAACAUUUUGGAAGUUGAAUGGACUUCCAGAGCGGAUUCCAUUCGACUUCAGAGGUAUGACUGUACUUUAAAAAAAAAAAAAAGGUUUCAAAUGCAACUGUUACAUUCAGAAGUUUUACGGCUUUGUUUCCUCUUAGCAUGGUCCGUACAGUGGGUUGUACCUAUCCCACUCAUGCAACAGAUUCCGGCUUGCACAGGGGGACGUUCCUCAUCUCCCCUCCUGCCUCAUGCAGCAACCAGAACAUCCUCUGGAGCAGAUCCUCAGGGGCUGGAGAGGAGAGGAAGGGAAAGUUAUUCGGGAUACAGGCCAAUGCCUACUGCCAGACCCCCAGAAGAGGUUUCCUAGUGAGCAAGUGGGCACCUGCAAAAAUAAAACAAAAUGACAGUCAGUUGAGUGGAGAGAGUAAGCCUCUUCUUCUCCCUCCCCAAUCCCUCUUUGAUUGCCAUGGUGGUUUGAAGAAAACCCGUUCUGCCUGGCCUCUCACUAUCUCUGUAGGAUUCAGUGGCGCAGAAUUGUACUCAGAAGUGCCCUGAGGGACUCAUUCUGUCAAAGCACUAUUUCUCCUUCAUCCGCAAGGCUGAAUUUAGCAGCAAGUAGCCCAGGCAACCAUCAAGGGCGGGAGUCAGGAACCAUGGACCAAAUAUGGCCCAAGAAACUCUUCAGUCCAGGCCACACUCUUCACUGCCCCAGCUUCAUAGUCCGUUCGGGUGUUUGCCUUAUCUGGAAUGUGUCCUCAAACUCUGAUGAAAUUUGCUGGCCUGGCUUCAGGAUAAGACUAGGUUGCGUGUGGGUGUGCCUACUGCAGAAAGACACAAUUGCAUUUAUUGCUCCAUCCAGCCCUUGGGCCGGAAAGGAUUUCCCACCUAGGGAAGCCAGGCUCAGGGGCGACAGGUCAAGCAUUUCCUUACUGCUGCCAAUUGGGCACAAGUCUGUUUCCCUAUGUGUGGAGUACCCAAAUUAUGCCAGUGUGAUUACAAAACCCUGGAGUGCCUGCCGUGUCUUCUCAACAAUUUAAUCUUCAGCCAUGAGGACUAGAAACCUUUAAAAAACAAAAGCAAGAGAACUUGAAAGAUUCCUGGGAAGCCGGAAUUUCUUGCAACUCAGCAUGUGUACUAAAUAUAAACAGUCCUGUUUUGGUUUUUUUAAAAAAUAAGUUCAUACUCAGCAAGCAUCCUUUCCAUUUCCCUUGUAAAACUGCAGAAGCUGUUGCCAGGCCUGGGGUAUUUUUACACACACACACACACACACACACACACACACACACACACUUCCCCUUCUCCUCUUGCUCAGUGUAUAUUCCCUCCUGGUGCUUAACUCAAGCCAGCUGUGAGUGGUUUCCUGGCCAUAUGAUUCCUUCAGGCUGCACGGUCUCCCUCCCUCCCUCCCUCUCUCCCAUUCAAGAUUUGGCUCAUAAAACCCAAUGACGUGAUGUGCAUGGCUUAGUAACAUACCAGCCCUCCCCCAGCUGCUCAAAGGAGUUUGCAGUCCUACAUAGCUGAUGAGUUACCAGUGGCCUUUACCUGCCUCUGAGGGUGGUGUGUGCUGCUUGGCUUUUGUUUUCGUGUGAAAACAGCGUUGCUUGAUUCUACUUAAUGCCGCAGAAGUGAAGGCUCUGUGGAAGAAUCUUCCUUGAAAAUCUACAUCUGCCAGCGAGGCAUUUGUAGUUGCAUCCGUUUCUCGUUAUUGGAAAGCAACAUCGUCCUUCGCCCAAAUUCCACGCAUGCACACAUACACAUGCAUUUACAUCAUUUUAUUUCCCCUCCAUUUCCCAAUCGUUUGUUACGAGCCGCAGGUAGGUGUGUGAUCAGAUAUGGGUAUCCUGUAUUAUCUCCCUCUUGGUAGGAAGGCAAGAAGCGUGAGAGAGCCUGAAAGUUUUUUUUUGGGGGGGGGGAGCGCAGUGCAAAGGGAAAGCGCACACAUGUGGGCACAUGCCCAUACCAGCCCACAAGGCUGAGUUUCGGCUAAGCCAAACUCAGGGGAGAUUGGUUACACAUCUUCUGUAGUCUUGCCUAGUCAGGUGGCUGUUAGUUCUUCAGAGGCAAAAUAGCACUCUGAAAAGUAUGUCUGGUGUCAUUAUGUAGAACUUUGUCUGGGUGUCGGGAGAUGAGUCUGGCCUGCUGGGCUUAAAAGGGCCCCCACCCUUGGCUUAGGGAACCACAUUUUACCUACAUUUGAGCUUCAGACCUCCAGGCCUGUGGCUCCUCACCCCUGUUUUAGCUCAUAGGACCACAAUGACAUCUUUUCUUCCAGACUUGAGCUUCCCAAAUGCCUGGGCAUUCCAAGCCAAUGAAUGAAACAGCAAGCUCCUCCAUGUUUGUUGCUCUCUAAGGCAGCCUUUCUCAACCUUGGGUUCCUACAUGUUGUUGGGACUACGACUCCCAUCAUUCCUAGCCAGCAUGGCCAGUGCCUUAGGAAUUAUUGGGAGUUGUAGUUCAAGAACACCUGGGGACCCAAGGUUGAGAAAGGCUGAUCUAAGGGAUGGGGGACCUGUGGUCCUCCAGAAUUUUGUUGGACUCCAGUUGGCCUGGCCAGCACAGCCAAUGACCAGGGAUGAUGGGAGUUGUAGUCCAAUAAUAUCUGGAGGGCCGCGAGUCCCCCAAGUCUGUUUUACACCACGACUGCUGUAAUGUCUGUGCUGAUCCUGCUUUUCCAUGUGAACUAGCGAUUAUCACUUGAUGGGAGUGGCAGAGUCCUCAUGUAGGUGCAGGUAAUGGACCGAUUGAAUUAUCAGGUCCCUCACUCAUGAAGGCAUGAGGGUAGCUGAGAAGAGCCUGCUGUCUGACUAUGCCCUGAGCUGUAUGUCCGCUCUUUGGUUUCCUCUCUCUUUUUAUUCCUUUCUGGUGCCGUCUUCCCAUGCAGAGAUGACCUCAGCAGAGGUAUAUGCUUGGCUUUUCUAGCAGAUUGCUUAGCUAGCAGGAAAAAAAGAGGAAUUCUGGGACUGUUCCACGCCUUCCCAUAUUUAAGAGGCCACAGUGUGAAAAGAGAGACUCUCCAUUAAUCCCCUGACUCCAGGAGUCCAUGCGCUGGCUGUGUCUGUAUGGAGGGAAGCAUGUGCAAGAACUAUGCGAGCCCCACAACACGUUUUUGAGAGAGAGCUCCAGGCUAAACUGUGGCCACUCAAAGUGAAGGAAGCAGCUCACAUCAGCUCAUAUCUUUGACAGGGUUGGGGACAUGUGGCAAACUGUACUGCAGAUGCAAUCUGCACAAUCUAAAGAGAAGCAGUCUCUUGAGUUCAAAAGAAACCAUGCAAGGUAAAUUUACACACACAAAAAUAUCGGUUUACCAAAAAUAUUCUUGCAAAUUUGUAUGCCUCCUGAAGUAAGGGAGAGAAGACCUGUAGGUGAUGGAGGAGGAAUCUGAGGAGAUUUCACCCCUCCCAUAUCCAAGAAUCUCCUGAGGAGUCUGCUGAUUCUCCAGAGAGGAGGAGGCGUGUUCUGCUCUCUACUUAUUCUGCUCCAGCACCAGAGUCAGUCAGUCAGUCAGUGUCGGAGAGAGAGAGAGAGAGAGACUGAGUGUUAGAGAUCGUGUGUAGAGAUAAGGUUGCUGCUAAGAGCAGCUGCAGACACUCAGUGCAGUGCAGCAUUCAUUUAUGCUUAGACCUAUUUAGCUCUGUAUAUAGUUGUAUAAUAGUUGUAGAUAGAAUAAAGAAGAUAUUCUACAGAGCUGCUCUCCUAGUUGUUUCUAGACUCUGCUAUACUCUGCUGUGCGACGACUGUCUUCUUGUGGAAGUGAAUCCGGUGCUCACAACUCUAAGCUGUGAGUCCACAGCACUUUGACCUGUUCCUGUCCAGAAGGUGGUCUCUGGAAGUGCUACCCAGCUCGCCUAGCCCAGUCGGGGCUGAAGUGGAUGAGUCCAGUUGGUGGCACUGGCUCAAGGGCGAUGCUGACAGAAUCAUCAGAUCUAAAAACUUGGAUGGAGGUGGUAGGGGGGAGAAGAAUGACCUCAACAAUGCUCCUAUGUACCUGCCUGACCUUGAACUACUAAAUGUUCACUUUGAACAUUGAACAUUUCUGUAGUCUUGCCUAGUCAGGUGGCUGUUAGUUCUUCAGAGGCAAAAUAGCACUCUGAAAAGUAUGUCUGGUGUCAUUAUGUAGAACUUUGUCUGGGUGUCAGGAGAUGAGUCUGGCCUGCUGGGCUUAAAAGGGCCCCCACCCUUGGCUUAGGGAACACAUAUUACCUACAUUUGAGCUUCAGACCUCCAGGCCUGUGGCUCCUCACCCCUGUUUUAGCUCAUAGCUAAAUGUUCACUUUGUUCAUUUAGUAGAUGGUUGGCCUCCAUCUGUCUCUGGAGACAGUGUUGGAGUGCACCUUUAGGGGUGAGGUCAAACUGUUGGAAGGUUUCAGCGCCAGCUGGGGCUGUAGAGACUGAGGCAGGAGCGACAUGUUUUGUUGCAGCUGGGGCAGAGGAAGGAGUUCCGUUGUGCUGUUGCAGAUGUACCAUGGCGUUUCUUCUCUCUGUGCUCCUCCCAGCAGUCAUUCCUCCUGCGGUCACUGCUGUGGAUACACAACCUGACUGACUGUCUCUAGGCACUUCAAUCAUCUGCAGGGGAUAGAUUCUAGUUUGUCUCCUUGCAGUCGUGAGGACUAUUAAUUUGAUUUCUCCUUUUAACCUUAGGUUCUUGGGAAGCCUGGCAUGGUCCCAGGAUAAAACCUGGCCAGGUGUCAAUGCGUGCAGCCAGCUGUCUCCCCCCCUCCUCCGGCCUUCUCAGUUACCACCUAUUAAUUUACGUCUCUUAUCUCAAAGGGGCCCUGAGAGUUUCAGACUGACCCUUGCAUCUGUUUCCUCCUCCUAGCACCUUGUCGAAAUGCUGCCAUGCCAUGGUGGCCCUUCUCUACCCCUUCACGUGGCAGCACACCUACAUCCCUGUGCUUCCCCCUUCGAUGAUUGACAUCGUGUGCUCGCCAACCCCCUUUCUGAUCGGCCUGCUCUCCAGCUCACUGUCCCGCCUCAAGGAGCUGCCCGUAGAAGAGGUGAGGCCAGAGUAUGGGAAAGGGAGGGCGGCAGAAUGGAUAUUGUUUGAUGCAAGAGUGCUGGGUUCAACAGAGCACCGUCCUCACAGGACACAGGUUUUGGGAGUGUGAGGACGAAAGGCUUUGGGGCCAGGGUUUAUUCAUGGCAGAUCUUGCUAGGCUGGAGAAAGGGCCAACUGGCUGCGAUGUGAAACACUUGCUGGCAUCUUUCCUCAGCAGUUGCUUAUUAACAGCACAUGGCAUUGAGAGUGCCCCUGUGGUUUCUGUUUUAACCAUGGUACGUCCGCAUGGAAGAUGAUGCAGGGCAGGUGGGCUUAGGGAUGAUAUGAUAUCUAGAAUUCAUUACCUCUAACUUAGAUGUAGAGAGCAUCUGAGCUGGAGAUUGGGUGUGUGGGACAGAAGAGAAGAGGCCCUAUUCUCCUUCACCAUCCCCAUGGCUUUUGGUGAUGGCAAACGCAAGGACGGGAUGGAGCAGCCCCCAACAGCCAGUGGGAAGAGACUGGGGUGGGGCACUUCAGCCACAGUACUGGGUUCAAGCCCCACAUGGGCAGGGCAAUAACACUAAUCUAUUCAAAGGCAGCCCUACAAUGAGAUCCACAAAGAAGAGUUGCCAGAAUAAGACCAGGAAAUCUACAAACCCAGUAACACUUGAAUCUAUUUUGGCUUAAUUGUCUCAUCCUUAGCAUUUGGGGUUGUAUUUUUUACCUCCAAGCACCAAAAUAUCUUUGUUUUAAAGUCCAAGGGGUUCUCCUCCAGGCUGUAAGUUGCUGGUACCAUACUUGCAUUGAAUAUCUCUCUUUUUUAAAAGUGCUAGAUAAGAGCAUUCUCCUAUCUCUGAUUCCCCACCCAAUUAGCUGCUUCUUCCCUGUUGUGUGGAAUAACUUGUGUGGUUUCUCAGUCAGGGAAAGGAGGGGAAAGUGUGUGCAAGAGACUCAAGAGGAACAGCUUCCCUAUGUUUAAAGUUGUCAUUCUGUGGUUUGUGGUAAAAGUCAUAAAAACCACCCUGGGAUUGGGUUGGUUUUCAUAUCUCUUUGAGGCCUGGUGGAAUUGGGGUAGGGCAAGGCCUUUGGGAGCCUUUCUGGGCCGAAGAGAAGAGUAAAAAGGCUUCAGAUAAAUAAGGCAGGGCCUUUCCCCCCCACCUCAAAAAAGCUGUAUACAAGGCCGCCAUUUUCCCAAGGAGGUUGAUGACCAUUCCCAGUAAUGUUCUUCUCCCCUUUUUCUUUCUGUGUAUUUCUGUCCAAGCAGGUCCUUGUGGUUGACCUUGUGAAUAACCGGUUUCUCAGGCAGGUAAGAACAACUUGCUUCCAGUCAUGUCCAUUUAAUCUCUGGUGUGGGGAACCUUUGGCCCUCUAGAUGUUGCUAAACUACAGCUCCCAUCAGCCCUAGCAAGCAUGAUCAUUGGCCUGAGUGCAACUUCUGGCGAGCCAAAUGUUCCCCACACUGGUUCUAUCUGUGGGAGAGAGGAACAGGAAAGAAUAAGAACAAGGAAGUCUGCUCUGUUUCGUUGCUGGAUGCUCAGCAGCGCUUUUUUCAGCCAUAACUCACUGGAUUUCUGGCACUGAGACAGGCGCCAUUGCCAUUAUAAGAGAACAAGGGACCAGUAGCACUAGAAAAGUAGCACUGAAGAGGGUGAUGGUAAAUGGAGCCUGAAGACAAAUGGUCAUUGAGAGAGUUGGAAAUCAUUUGCAAGAGGCUUUGAUUUCCAUGGUGUUUGUGCAUAUGUUUCUUCACGUCUUCCUCCGUCCUCUAGUCAAAGGGUUCUGCAGGUUUUUGAAACUUCUGAAACCCUAUUAACCAGGGGUCAAAGGAGGGUAAGUGGAUAUAUCAUAAGCAGCAAAAAAAUGCACGAAAGAUUCUCUCCCUGCCCCGGUUUUCACAAAUAAGUGUAUGUCUGCAGAGGUGACAUUCUCUCAAGUUCUGCUUCAGUAUUAGUACAAAAGUGAAGAUACAGGAAAGGUGACUGCGAUGAAGGAAUGCUGUGGAUGAGGAGAACUCCAACUCUCUGCAAAAUCAAAAGGAGAUGGUGGUUGUGUCAGUAGGCAUCCCACCUUGGAUUCAGGCAAAACACACUUUUGCUUCCUAAGUCCAAUGCUUUGGGACGUCCAUGCCUACAUCAUUCUUUAGGGGCAAUACGUACCUCAGAGGUGCAGUGCACGCUUUGUACGUAUGAGGUCUCUGUUUCAAAGACACACAGCAGCAAGAUCUGCUCAGCGUGCAGACCAUGAACUAUACUUAACGCAGUGAGUGCAAGAGCGGUCUCUUGCAAGGCCCAACAUCUUCACCUUUUGGUGCCACUUUCUGUUGUCUCCCUGUGUGGCAGCAGACUUCUCCUCCUUCCAGUAUCUGUGGCUGCCAGGUGUGUACAUUAUGACCAUCGCAUACGGGCCAUCUCAGUCGUUGCUCCAUGCCAAGACUGUACUGUGUGCUAGUUCUUCUCGGCUUUGGCAGAUUUGACAGCACCAUUGCAAAGUUUCCGCUACAGCUCUCUGAAGCAGCUGCCACACCACCACCUUCCAGUGUGCAAUGACCAUUUGCAAGGGUUUAAAAGUGGAUCCUUUAGAUGGGUCUAGCCUUUAACCCUCCAGGUGCUGGUGUGCUACCUUGACUAUUGGCCAUGCUGUCUUGAGAGUUGAGGUCUAAUAACAUCUGGAGGGUCACCGGCUGGCCAAGCUUGCUUUUAGAGUGUUUAUCCAGAGUGUGGGACGCGGGUGGCACUGUGGGUUAAACCACAGAGCCUCUUGGGCUUGCCGAUCAGAAGGUCGGCGGUUCGAAUCCCCGCAACGGGGUGAGCUCCCGUUGCUCGGUUCCAGCUCCUGCCCACCUAGCAGUUUGAAAGCACAAAGUGCAAGUAGAUAAAUAGGUACCGCUGAGGCGGGAAGGUAAACUGCGUUUCCGUGCGCUGCUCUGGUUUUGCCAGAAGCGGCUUAGUCAUGCUGGUCACAUGACCCGGAAAAACUGUCUGCAGACAAACUCUGGUUUCCUCAGCCAGUAAAGCGAGAUGAGCGCCGCAACCCCAGAGUCAUCCGCGACUGGACCUAACAGUCAGGGGUCCCUUUACCUUUACCUUUUAUCCCAGAGUGUGCAGUUUGGUCUCACCCUGUGCCUAAGAACAUGCCCUCUCUCUUUUUAAGAUGGAAGAUGAGGACUCUAUUUUACCUCGGAAGUUGCAAGCAGCGCUCGAACACAUCCUGGAGCAAAGGAACGAGCUGGCAAGUGACAAGGAAGAGGGCGCUCCCAACGGCAAGCAAGGUAAGGUUUAAAACCUCUCACCUUUUUAUUUUUCACCGGGGAAAAUCACACUGAGCUUCUAUAAACCUCUACCGUGUCAUUCCCUUCCAAAAAUUAAAAAGGCAAAAAAAAAAAUUAGCCUUUCCCAACUCUCAGUAUCCUCCUUUUUUUAAAAAAAAUAGCUUUUAUUUAAGAUUUUCUUGUGUUACAAAACAAACAAAUAAACAAGGCAUCUCCAUUUUUGAUUCAUAGUCAUUUUCACAGUUUGUUUACAUACUGUAUGAGACAUUAUCGUCAUUGACAUCAUGCAGUUGGGGGUAAAGAGAGAGGAGAGAGAUGGUAGGGUAGCCUUCCUUUGUUCUAUAUUCUGUGUAGUGUUUGUGUAGUGUAUGGUGUCAGCAUCACUUGGGUAGGUUGUACAUUUAUUUAUUUCUAUUGUCAUUGUGAGAGAGUGGACAGUUCAGAGCCUGGUAUCCUUUUUUUAUAUGAGAUGACUGGAAUAUACCAAAUAUUUCAUGAUGUCCACUUCAUAGCCCCUCUGCAUGGGGCUUCCACAAGGAUGGGCUUAACCAUGUGGCUGAACCUGCGUAUGAAACCUUCCUUAUGUCAAGUCAGAAAAUUUGUUCAUCUGGCUCGGUGUUGGGGAAGAUGCACAGCUCUGGGAGAGUACCUGUCCUAGGUUCAAUCCCCAGCAACUCUAGGUAGGGCUGGGAGAGACCCUGUCCGGAAUUCCAAAGAGCUGCUGCCAGUUGGAGUGGACAGUACUAAUCCAGAUGGAACAAUGGUCUGACUCUAAAUCUAGCAGCUUCCAAGUUUCUGUGUCCACAACACUGACUGCAACUUUGCAGGGUUCCAGGCUGAAGCCUUUCCCAAACCUUCCUGGAGAUGCCAGGAAUUGAACUCGGGUCUUCCUGUGUGCAGACCAGGUGUUCUGCUACAGAGCUACGGUCCUCCCAUCCCAAAUCUACACCCCGGCGAGUUCUAAGGAAGGGACUGGAAGAGAGCAGGUUAAGGCCAGGUCUCCUGCUAACCAAUGUUUUCCCUGCUCCUUUUGCCUCCCCCAUCCAGAGUCCAGCCCCUUGAACGAAGUGGUGUCGGAAGCGUUCGUCCGCUUCUUUGUGGAGAUUGUGGGGCACUACUCCCUCUUCCUGACUCCCUCCGAGAGGGAAGAGAGGACCCUGCAGCGGGAGGCCUUCCGGAAGUCGGUCUCUUCCAAGAGCCUCCGGCGUUUCUUGGAGGUCUUCAUGGAGACACAAAUGUUUGGAGGCUUCAUUCAGGAGCGAGAGUUGCGGAAACAGGGUGCUAAAGGUGAGAGAGCAGGAGGACGGUGAAAGGGGCGUGCGAUUAAUUAAGCGUGUUUUUCAUCAGGGUUUUUUUUUCUGCUUUGGCCCUUUCAUCACAUAAGAGCUGUUCAGGUGGCAUCUGUGGGAAUGCCGAGGAUAGUGUAAAGGUAAAGGACAGUUAAGUCCAGUUGCGGACGGCUCUGGGGUUGUGGUGCUCAUCUCGCUUUACUGGCCAAGGGAGCCAACAUUUAUCCGCAGACAGUUUUUCCAGGUAAUGUGGCCAGCAUGACUAAGCUGCUUCUGGCUUAACCAGAGCAGUGCACGGAAAUGCCGUUUACCUUCCCGCUGGAGUGGUACCUAUUUAUCUACUUGCACUUUGACAUGCUUUCGAACUGCUAGGUUGGCAGGAGCUGGGACUGAACAAUGGGAGCUCACCCUGUCACAGGGAUUCAAACCGGAGAGGAUAUAUUGAUUAAAUAUUAUCCUUCCUCACUCACGCUAGUUAGCUAGUAGCGGUGCUUGCACAUAGCAGAAAGCUAGUUGAUAGAUUCGUUAGAACCAUUUGAGUUAAGCAAUCCAGUCUGGCUUGUCCAGAUUGAAUUGUUCUCGGUAAAUCCCCUUUUGUUCCCUUUUAAAAGCAACAAUGACACAGCAGUCUUCUUUUAGAAAGUAAUGAUAAGGUUUACUUACAUUCAGUUCACAGUAUGAUCCUGAAGGCAGGCUUUACCUUCUAGUUACAGAGAAAAGUGUGGGUUCAUCCUCUUGUGAGGGAUGAGCCCAUGUGCUGCUGGCUGAGAGCAAGCACACAGCAAAAGAGCAGUAGCAAAAGAGAGUGAGAUAGAGAAGAGUAAGAUGGCUGCAUGACUGGCCCCUUUAUGGGGUCUGCCAGGGUCACGCCCAUCUACCUGGUCACAUACAGGGGGAGGAUGCUCCAGACCAGGUGUGACAGGAAGUCCUCCUGACUGGAGCAACAUUCCCCUGUGUGUCCACUCUGGGCAAACAGGAAAUGUUGUAUUCAACUGCUUUUGUGAUGUUACAUCCCACAGCACCUGCAACUGGAACUCACCAGGUUUUUCUUCCUUUCUGCAUUCUGUUUUCCACCCCUUUGUAGGUUUGUUUGAGGUACGUGCCCAAGAGUACCUAGAAACCCUUCCCAGUGGAGAGCAGAGUGGAGUCAAUAAAUUCCUGAAAGGGUUAGGUAAGAGAUCCUGGCUGCUGCUUUGUAUUACAGUGUGCUUUUAUAUCCCAUCGCAUGUCCUAAAGUCAAAUCACAAUGCGUGUGGGUUUAUUUGCAAUAUAAGCACCAUCACUGCUGUAUUUAUGUUAUGCACAGUAAUAAAAGAAAUAAGGCAGGUCCUUACCCCAAGGACACUGCAUUCUAAAUGUAAUUUCUGAUGGGUGAGACCAGGUUUACUGUGGAGGGGAGUGAUAACGGGAUGAAUGUGAGGAAAUGCGUUUUGGGUAUGUUUUAACUGGGGAUGAGGGAUUACAGGUAUUAGUAGAUGUAAAUCAGGGAUGGCUGUCCUUCCAGUUUGAAGGCUAUUGCCUCUUUUAUAGUUCUGUAGAAGAGGGAGCUGCUUCUUCUCAUAGGGCAGUGUUGCAAAGGCUUGAAAGGGUCUCUUCCCGUGCCUGGCAAAAUUGCCUCGUUUUGCAGGUAUAAAGGAACAAUUUAUGUAAUUGAGAGCUUCUUGUGUCAGGUAUUGCUUCCAUUGCUGGGAAUAUUGGGCUUUUAAAGCAAAAUCCCCAGCUGCUGGGGAAACGCAGUUAACUUGUAAGCAAAGCACGCUGCUACUUUUCGUAUGUUUUACCAUCUGCGUUGUGGCUCCAUAAAUGUCAUCAGCCGUCUUUGGAUGGGAUUUAUGUCAUUGCUAUGUUGUGUAAACUUUGCAACGUGCCAUUUUGCAAACUUUAUGGUGUGUAUAGUGAGGAGCCUAGGCAUUGUACUUGUUUAUAAAUACUAGGCCGUGUAGAAUGCAGGUGGGAAAAUGUGGUGACGUUGUGCACUGGUUAGUUUUUAUCUGUUUUCUGGAGACGGGAGACUUUAAUCCAAUCCCAUUGUGCCAAAAUCACAUGGUUUCUAUAUCUUUCUUUGUUUGUUUUUGCCUCCCCCCCAUCAAUCCCUUCCAGGUAGCAGAAUGAAAUUUCUCCACAAGAAAUGA
Molecule: messenger RNA, 35451 nt
Organism: Podarcis lilfordi (Lilford's wall lizard)
Lineage: Eukaryota; Metazoa; Chordata; Lepidosauria; Squamata; Lacertidae
Source: the annotation of a GenBank genome assembly